AUGAGCUAUCGAUCUUUAAAAUUCAAUCAAGACUCUACUUGUUUUACAGCAAGUUCAGACAAUACUGAUAUAAUAAUUUAUAAUUGUGAUCCUUUUGGCAAGUGCUUUGAAUUGCCAAAGAAUAAUGAUAUCUUAAAGGGUAAUUCAGGUGGGAACUUCGCUGAUUAUGAACAUAACAAUAGUCAUGAUGAUGUUAAUAAUAGUAAUGGCAUUGGCAGUGACUCUGAUGCUGUUAAUAAUGUUGACAGUAGAAAGAGGAAUCAUUCUUACAAGGUUGACUCAAGUGAGAAUGCUUUGUUGAUUGAAAUGUUGUUUUCAACCAAUUUAAUUGCAGUCUCAAGUUCGAAUAAAAACAGCAUUGAGUCGAAAAAAGUUAAGAUUAUUAAUACCAAGAGGAAAUCGAUUAUCUGUGAGUUAUCUUUUCCUAGCUGUGUGAUUGACAUUAUAAUGAAUAGAAAAAGAAUGUGUGUGUUGUUAGAAACUGAUCAAAUAUACAUAUACGACAUAUCAUGUAUGAAACAUUUGCAAACUAUAGAUAUAGGUGAUAAAAAAUUGAAAACUACUGUCAUCAGUGAAUUGCAGACUGGUAACAAUAAUGAUACAAUAACGUCAAAGAAGAAGAGGAAAAUUCCAAUAAAGAUGGCAUUAAGUGAAGAUGAUAGAAGUAUCCUUGUGUUCACAACCUUUAACAUGACAAAUACCUCCAUUAAUAAUAAAAACAAUCAUAUUAUGUUAAAUGACGUUGUAGCGUAUGAUGCUUUAAACAUUACUCCUAUAAAUUAUCUAAACGCAGUACAUAAUGGUAACGUUGUAGCACUAACUAUCAGUCCAGAUGGGAAGAUAAUUGCUACAGCAUCAGAAAAGGGAACAGUUAUUAGAAUAUUUGAUGUAGGCAUUGAGAAACAGGAUGAGCUGAUUAAUUCGUUGACCUAUGAAUUCAGAAGAGGUAAUAGACAAUCUACUAUCCACCAGCUUGCAUUCAACAACAAUGCAACACUCAUUGCGUGUGUAGGUGACAGUGAUACUAUACAUAUUUUCAAAUUAGAUUCUAAUAUGAAACUUUCAACUUUACCAAUGAGUAACAGUGAUCAUGGUGUAAAUAAUACAAACAACUCUUAUAUCACAACAGAAGAUAUAAAAGGAUUACGGAAGGAUUUAAAUGCUAAAUCGUUCAAGAACCUAAUAUCAAAAACAAUAAAGAAAUCGAUACCAAGUCAAUCACUGGAUCGUUCAUUUGCCUAUAUUAAUCUUAAGAAUCCCAACAAUAAAUAUGUCAUAGGAUUCCCGAAAGAGUUUCCUAAUGAAUUGUAUAUAGUGGGGGAAAAUGGGAAUUUUAAUGUUUACUCGAUUCCUACAGAAUCAGGAGAAUGUGUUCUGUCAAAGAGAAAUAAAUAUUAG
Molecule: messenger RNA, 1398 nt
Organism: Tetrapisispora phaffii CBS 4417
Lineage: Eukaryota; Fungi; Ascomycota; Saccharomycetes; Saccharomycetales; Saccharomycetaceae
Gene: ATG21
Product: Atg21p
Exons: 1
Coding region: 1-1398 (465 amino acids)
Biological process (GO): nucleophagy; protein lipidation; protein localization to phagophore assembly site
Cellular component (GO): fungal-type vacuole membrane; extrinsic component of membrane; cytosol
Molecular function (GO): phosphatidylinositol-3,5-bisphosphate binding; phosphatidylinositol-3-phosphate binding; protein binding
Source: RefSeq, a predicted model, not a curated record